Molecule: messenger RNA, 2481 nt
Organism: Cinara cedri
Lineage: Eukaryota; Metazoa; Arthropoda; Insecta; Hemiptera; Aphididae
Source: the annotation of a GenBank genome assembly
AUGUAUUCAAUACCCGACGAUAACGACUUCGAUGUGGCCGCUACUGAUAUUAGCGAUCGGGUGAUUGUGAUUCGCGACCGAAAGGUAGUAUUGACCAUUGAAAAAUGGCUGUCCAGGCUGACCACGGACGAGAACCGCGGUCACAACGAACUCGAUUACUUGAAGCUCUUGCAGAACAUGAUGGCUAACAAGCGAAUCGGCCCGCCUUUUCACCAGAAUCCACCUGCAGGACCGUUGUUGCCACUGGGUAAUUAUCUAUUGCAUUCGCAGCAAUCGGUGUGUGAGGGACCGCCAGCUUGGUGCAGAAACCGGGCCAAAUGUUGUAGACUCAUAAGCAAAAACAACGGUAUAAUUGAGUCACAGCCGACGCAGCAAGUAGACAGCGAGGAUAACGAUGAUGAGGACGAUGAGGAACAGAUCGCUCAAGACAUGAAUUGCAAAAUUAUCAGAAAAAGUAACAAAAAUGACUUUGAAAAUGUAAACCGCGGUUGUGGUGCGGUGCUGUCUACGAACGACGAAAAUAAAAGCUAUUGUAAAAGCGAAAUCGCCGUCACUGAUGAAAACAGUAAGUUCAGUGCAAACGACAACGGGGAAGUACAACUAAAGCACACUGAACGCGACGGACUGCACUUGGCCGGUGGUGGUGGAGCUGAAUGUGGUCCGUGCUCCGGGGGAGCCCGGGCUUCUAAAAAAAAAAUUGAGCCAGGAAAAGUCUGUGACCCGUGUUUGGACUCCAUGGGACGGCAUUUAAAACCACCGCAACCGAGUCCCCUAGACGUGGCAUAUCGGGAAUUGUUGGGCGAUUGCGCAUUACCCGUGCUUACAGAAGCCGAACAAAAAUCUGUGAACCCUGGACUGUUAUCAGUAUUGAAAUCCGUCAACGACCAAAUCACGUUGCAAGACUUUUACUUCCAGGUAAAUACUUCACCAUUUAUGUUUUCGCAGUUUCUUGGGUCUUAUUCGGGAAAUUGAAAAAAAAAAGGAACGACGAAAAUGGAAGUUAGAUAAUUGAUAAUGUUAAAGGGGUUAAGUUUAGAAGUGACAUGUAAGGCAGAAGAAAUAAAAGAGAUUAAAUAAAGAUGGUAAAAUAUGAUCUAUGAUGGACAUAAAAUACGAACAUCCAAAUUAUCCGGAUGUUCAAAUUCGGAUUGAAAGUUCCUACUGAUCAUAUAUGAUACCUACUUGUAGGAUAAACUUAUAGUGUAAACAACAUAAAAUGCAGUCUAUGCAAACAUUUUAAUUGAGAUAAAAAAAAACUAAAAUAAAUAUGUGUUGAAUUUCCUAAUUGCAGUAAUUUUACAAUUUAUAAUCAUAUACGUGUUACAAAAUUGGCAAACAAUUUUGUAAUUAAGGAGCAUACUUUGAUUUUCAAGAGCAGCGCCAUUUAAGGGAUGUCAUUUUAUUUAAAGUAAUAAUAUUUUAUUUGACAAUGCAGGUAUCGCAAUUCACGUGUGAUCAGGCGUCGUUGCUGAUAAGGGUAUCAGAUAGUAUGAUGGACGAUUUUAGAACAUUCACAUCAGAUGUGUUCGAAAGUAGGACGGAACAUAUUAGCGACGGUCUGAUCAAGGAACAGACUGCGCUGAACGUUAAAUACACGUACUUAACACAUCGGGCGUUCAACCGGGCAACGAUAGCGUUAGACUUUCUGCGUGAGGCCCUACCGUUGUUCUGCUUUUCCAAAUACAAAACUGAUCCGGAAGCAUACAUGAAGCGUAAAAUACUUACGGCGGUCCCAAAUGUCGACGCACAAAAAGAGGGUGACGGAGGUGGAAACGGCGAUGACGGAGCGGACGGUGGUGAUGGUGGCCACGACGAGAACGNAUAAAAUUAUCAGAUAGUAUGAUGGACGAUUUCAGAACAUUCACAUCAGAUGUGUUCGAAAGUAGAACGGAACAUAUUAGCGACGGUCUGAUCAAGGAACAGACUGCGCUGAACGUUAAAUACACGUACUUAACACAUCGGGCGUUCAACCGGGCAACGAUAGCGUUAGACUUUCUGCGUGAGGCCCUACCGUUGUUCUGCUUUUCCAAAUACAAAACUGAUCCGGAAGCAUACAUGAAGCGUAAAAUACUUACGGCGGUCCCAAAUGUCGACGCACAAAAAGAGGGUGACGGAGGUGGAAACGGCGAUGACGGAGCGGACGGUGGUGAUGGUGGCCACGACGAGAACGAGGAAGGCGCACAACAGUCGGCUGUCAAGAAGUUAUUGUACGCUCUCAAUUGGCUACGGGCCGAAGUUUUACGGGUUGACUGCGAGGGCCAGCGGCUGUUUGAACAGCGUAACCGGCUGACCACCAGUUUGGCUGAUUAUAACGGACAACUAUCCACGGCACAGUGCCAGGCGGCUGGAGAUAUUGAUCGGCUCAAGAAUGAGCUUACGCUACUCAGAAAAAAAUCGUCGGACCAGGAGGCCAAUAUCGACCGGCUUAUGGAGGCCAUCCAAGUGUCCAUGCAGUCGCAGACGAAGUCCUCUGAUUGUUAG